Cladocopium goreaui is the source of this 665-nucleotide messenger RNA. The record is from the annotation of a GenBank genome assembly. NCBI's taxonomy places the organism in Eukaryota, Dinophyceae, Suessiales, Symbiodiniaceae.
UGUUUCUCACAUGCGCAACGCGACCCAUUGUACAGUAGAGAGACGGCUUCGCUCUGCGUGUCGCUACUCCUGUGCAGUGAUGGCGCUCGCGAAGACCGGUCUCUCAGCUCCUGGGGGAGGAGUCAUUCUGUACACCUCCAUGGGAGAAAUUGAGGUGGAACUCUAUUGGAAUCACGCCCCAAAGACAUGUAUGAACUUCCUUGAACUCGCCAAACGGAGCUACUAUGACAACACUUUGUUCCACCGAAUAGUGAGCAACUUCGUGAUCCAGGGUGGUGAUCCAACUGGAACUGGAAGAGGUGGUGAAUCGAUCUAUGGCUCAACCUUUGAGGAUGAGAUUCACCCAGGCUUGAAGCAUACUGGAGCUGGGAUUUUGAGCAUGGCGAAUUCUGGCCCAGACAGCAAUGGCUCGCAGUUCUUCAUUACCUUAGGGCCACAGCCUUCCUUGGAUGGGAAACAUGCCAUUUUUGGUCGAGUUUGUCGUGGCAUGAAGGUGGUUCAGAAACUGGGCUCAGUUGCUACCAAUGCACAGGACAAGCCCAUUCAGGAGGUGAAGAUCCUGCGGGCAUCCACUGCGUUAGCCGCAGAUGCCAAUUUGGGACUAUGACCAGAUGACCAGAUGAUACCGCCAGGUGAACAAAAAGUCUCCAAAAUCAUGAGUGAAG